AUGAAACGAUUGAGACGCCAAACUGUCUGUGCUGACCAAAGUUCGAGCAGUUCUGAAGAUGAAGAUCUUUCCAUAUUUUCCCAGGGUUUUGAUUCCGAAGAUGAAUCUUUGAACGAGGAAAACCAGAUGAAUCAGCACGACAGCUCCUCCGAGAUGAACAUGAAUCAAAAUGGUAAAAAGAGAAAAGUAUCAUCAUCAGAUACUACUCCAAUUGUUGUAGAUAUAUUCUCGCAAUUAACAAGUGAUAUCUUUGAACAUGAAAUUUUCCAGCAUUUCUCGCUACAAUUUAUUCUCAACUUACGACAUGUUUCAAAACUCGCAAAUCAAUUGGUCUUGGCCUAUGUGUCAUCACCAGAAUUUUCAAUUUUCUUUUAUCCAAGUUUGCAUGCAGAAAAGACGCAUGAUUUAAUCAAUGCAGCAAAUAUUUGCCUGUCCAAAGUUCCAGAACAUUCCCCAAAAGAAUACUUGUCGUUGUUUGCUAAUGCAAGGCGGAUUUUUUGUAAUGAUGGGCAAGGCCUUUUAUAUCACUUGAGAGAUGUCAACUUUUCUAGAUUGGAAGCAUUAUAUUUUCAUGCUUGUUCAUUGGAUUUUACGAGCGUGAAAUAUAUACUCAAAGGAAGUCUCUCGAAUGUCAAAUUUAUUUGUUUUCACCGUAAUCGAUUGGGAGAUGAUGGAGCUCGAGUAAUCGUGGAAAAAUUAGGUCAAAAAUUGGCUGGUCUGGCAAUCACUAGCGACAUUCUCACAGAUGGUGCCACAGAGUUUAUGACCUCCUCAUCUUUGCCUUCCUUGACCUAUUUAAAUGUAAGCUCGAAUACCAUUUCUGAGAAAGGAUUUCAACAAUUACUGAACAUCUCUUCUCUCAAGGCUCUAUCAAUCGCCUUUAAUAAGAUGAACGGGAAGGAAGUUUCUAAAGGACUUUGCAAGUUGAAAUAUUUGAAUAUUGCUGGAAAUGAUUUCGAUUCAGAAUCGUUUAAUGUUUCUUCAAAACUCACCAUUUUCUCUGGCGAGCAAGAUAAGAUCUAUGAUUUGGAUAAGCUUGAUAUUCCUUUUCUUUAUCUGCUGAAACUCAAAAUUUCAUAUAGUUGGUUAGACAAAGCAAAUAUUUAUUAUGAACAAUUUACGAGAUGUAUCAAGUUAAAUAUGUUGACUGAGGCUGAUUACUUUAAACAACAAGCAAUCAAAUAUUUGGCUGUUCGGAAUACUCUUAAAUCACAAUAUUUGAUUGGUAAAAUGCACGUUUUAACAAAAGACUACAUUGAGGCCCUUGAAGCCUUUAACUGUUCGUACAGCGGUGCUAAUUACGAAGUUGCAGAAAUAUACUUUCAUGGAAAAGGCAUCAAUAGGGACUAUGAAAAGGCGUUACGUCAUUAUUUAGAUUAUUUAGAAGGUGAUGUACAAACCCGACUUCCAACAAAGUAUCAAAUUGGAUAUUGUUACUACAAGCUGGAAAGACCGAAAAAAGCAAAAAGUUAUUUACAAAAAUCAAAAGACAACAAAAGACACAAAGUACUUGGAAAAAUUUAUUAUCAUGAAAAAGAAUUCCAAUUGGCCUAUUCACAUCUUGAGAAGUGUGAAAACGAGGGAGCAGCUGCACAUCUUCUUUCCAAAAUGUACGAAAAGGGAAGGGGUGUUCAUGUGUCGUUGGAAAAAGCAUAUCGUUAUCUCAUGAUUGGAGCAGAGUUGAAGCAUCCUAAAUCCUUGUAUCGAUUAGGAAAAUGGUAUGAGCUCGGAAUGAGCCCAUUCGUUGAGAAAGACAUUCAUAAGGCCAUACAUUUUUAUGAUUUAUCGAAAUUUUCUAAAGCUCGCUGUCGAUUGGGAAUGCUUUACUAUCAUGGAGAGCAUGGAAUUGAGAUAAACCUCAAUCAAGCCAAGCACUAUUUCACACAAUUACCGGAUGAUUUUCGCAAUCAGGACGCAUGGUUUUGUCUUGGAAGAAUAUUUGAAGCUGAAAAUGACAGCACAAGCGCUUAUUUUCCCUAUGAAAGAGCAGCUGCACUUGGUCACAAAUUAGCCAAGAAAAUAACAGGUGAAAUGGAUUACUACAAUGGAGGAUACAAACGUGCUCUCUAUUAUUUAACUGAAUAUUUGAAUGAAGCCGAAUUUUGUGAAAGUGUUGCUCUCAAGAUUGCUCGAAUUUAUAAUCACCACCGUGACAAAUGGAAGAAGAGCAUGAAAUUUUAUCAAUUGGUUGAUCAUUUACCAGAGGCACAAGCAGAGAUCGGUGUGUACUACUCACAGGUAGAUCAUGAUGAUAAUGAUGAACCUAUACCUUACUCACAAGAGACGAUUAUGAAUUUUCUAGAGACAGCUGCUGAGAAUGGAUAUUCACAAGCUCAGUUAUGUCUUUCUCAACAAUAUUUUGCAGAAAAUAAUUACAAGAAAUCAUUAUUUUGGAUGAAGAGAGCAUUUGAAUCAGGUGCCACCUCUCGAUUACAAUUAUUUACUCAAUGCAUGGAGAUGGGUAAUAUUGAAGAGGCUCUUUAUCAAUUGCCAUUCAUUCCUAAACAUUCUCUCUCAUAUAACCAAAAGGAAUCCAUUACCACUCACUUGUAUAAUACUCAACAAUUCAAUGUUCUAAUGGAUUGGAUGCACUCGUUACCCAACAGCGACGAAAUCAUCAACCGAAAGGUUUCUCUCAUGUUUGUUAAGGGAGAAGGCGUACCAAAAGAUUUGAUGAGAGUCAUUGAUAUUUUACUUUUCACAGCAACCAAUGAAAGCGCAUAUUCAGAUCUUUGUACACAUUUGAGAAAUAACUUGAAAGAACAUGCUGUGGAUGAAUCCUCCAUCGAAUAUGCACUGUUAAAAAUUACUGAAUUGCCAACAGCACAAGUUUCAGUGGAUCGUAUUCCAUUUCUAUUCAUGAAAGUAUUGUAUCAACACAAUUUUUCAGAAUUUGCAUUGAAAUUACUCGAAACAAAAAUGCAAACUAUCAAAAAACGAGUGCUUAAACAUUUGAUUCAUAACGACCCAUUAAUGGCCAUUCAUGAAUUGAUAGGACCAAUCACACGUGGCCGUUUGAAUUAUUCUUUAAAAACAACUCUCGAUCGUUUUGAGGAUUUGUGUGCUAGUGAUGAAAUACUGAACCUUUUUUUUAAACGUCAUCACAUGGUUACAGAUAGAGGUCUUCCAAUAGAUAAGGUGGUUUAUGACAUGUUUAAAGAUGCUGGAAAGGAAGAGACAGGUAUUAAUUAUUUGGAUCGAAUUGCAUCUACUGGAAAUUCCUUUAAAAAGCAUGAUAUUGCUCUCAUUUACGAAUGUCAUUUGAAUAACUCUUCAAAAGCAUUACAUUGGUAUGAACAAUCAGGAUUGCCUCAAUCCAUGUUUAAGGUGGCUGAGAUGUAUCGAGUUGGAGCAAAACAUGUGGACAAGGAUGUGAAAAAAUCAAUCGAGAUUCUAGAGCACAUGAUUGAUCAAUUCGCAGUUACACAACAAAACGACAAUACUAAUUGA
This is a messenger RNA of Naegleria lovaniensis, 3450 nucleotides long. RefSeq lists its product as uncharacterized. The transcript has a single exon. The coding region runs from base 1 to 3450 and encodes 1149 amino acids. Lineage: Eukaryota; Heterolobosea; Eutetramitea; Acrasida; Naegleriidae. Gene Ontology annotation, molecular function: protein binding. The record is from RefSeq and is a predicted model, not a curated record.